GAGCCACCGCCGCUGCCAACCUCGUCCAAAGCUCCAGUGCAGCAGCGACGUUUGCACUUUCUUCCUCCUGUGGCUCUCACACUGAAGUCAGCCAUUGAGUUAAUCGUCUUGCUGGGCAACCGUCUGCAUCAUCGUGGCUCUUCAUCACGUUUUUGUUUUUUUUGGAAGUACGCAUCCAGCUCCUCCAUCUCCGUCAGAGCAUCCUCGCUCCUGCAUCCCUCAGACAUGCAGAUAUCUUCAUGUCAAAGCCAUCGCUCUGUCAGGGUGUGAAGCAGAAGGCUUUCAUUCCACUGAUAGGGAUUUGUUUUCCUCUUCAUCCUUCUUAGAUCAUAGGAGUGAACCAACUGUGGCACUUUACCCCAUGUGGACCAGAGCACAGCGAGCUGAGCGCCAGGACUCCUCCGCCCGCCGCCAGGAUGUGAGAUUGAUGGCGUGACAACAAAAAGAGCGUCAUCAUGCUCCACCGCCGCAGUCAGAGUUGUUCCUAAAAAGAGGCGGUGUUACGCAGCCCAGCUCCGUCGCAAGAGACAACACACGUUUUUUUUCCAUAGAUUGUUGUCGACAUGAUAACGCCUCUUUGUUUGGCUGAGGUGGCGACGUGUUUGAAGCACCUUCUAGAAUCCGCGCACACACCCUGACAUUUUCCGUAUCGCUCGUCUCAAAGCCGCUCCCGUGAGCCUGCAAGGAUUAUGAGGCCAAUGUUGAUGCUCUCACAGUCACGGUGUCUCCUGUGUGUGUUUGUCGUGGUGUGCCUGCUCGGAGCGGUGGUGUCGCUACCUCAAGCUCUGCCAUGGCACGUACCCUGUCCGGGAAGGUGUGUGUGUCACAUCAAGCCGUGGUUCUCGCCUGACUCUGUGUACCAUGAAGCUCCUACCGUGGACUGCAAUGACCAGCUGCAGACGAGCCUACCGUGGCCGCUGCCACUGAACACACACACCUUGCACCUGCAGGGGAACAAUCUGUCACAGCUGGACGUCGCAGCGCUGCACAGGCUCCCCAACCUCACAGACCUUGACCUUUCCCAGAAUCACUUCAGCUGUGUCAGGGCCGUAACACGAAACCUGUCGCUGUCAUCCCUGCUGUCUCUACACCUGGAGGAAAACCAUCUCAACCACCUCCCAGAGGCCUCCUUCUCUUCACUGCCGGCUUUGCAGGAGCUUUUCCUCAGCCAUAACGACUUGUGCUCUAUUGCACCUGGAGCCUUCACCAGUCUGAACUCCCUGCUGCGUCUGCAUAUCAACAACAAUAAGCUAACUACUGUCGAUCCGAGGUGGUUUGGGGCUCUGCCGCACCUACAAGUUCUCAUGCUUGGAGGAAACCCUGUUGAGACCCUGCCUGAGAAGGGCUUCUUGGCCUUGAAGUCCCUCCGUAGUCUUGUUCUUGGGGGUAUGGGCUUAAGAGACCUUGCCGAUAAUGCUCUGGAAGGGUUGUGGGGUCUGGAGAGCCUAUCCUUCUAUGACAACCUUCUCACCAAGGUUCCUACUCAGGCUUUGCAGAGGGUUGAAGGACUGAAGUUUCUCGACCUUAACAAGAAUCAAAUCAAAGUGAUCGAAACGGGAGACUUUAAAGACAUGGCCCAUCUGAAGGAGCUCGGUCUGAACAACAUGGAGGAGCUGAUGUCCAUCGAGAGGGCGUCACUAGAGAAUCUCCCGGAGCUCACCAAACUGGAAAUCACCAACAACCCACGACUGUCCUUCAUCCACCCGCAGGCUUUCUUCCAGCUGAGCAGGCUUGAGAGUCUCAUGCUGAACUCCAACUCUCUCAGCGCUCUGCACCGUCACAUCAUGCUCUCUCUGCCCAGGCUCCAGGAGGUCAGCCUGCAUUCCAACCCGCUCCGCUGUGACUGCCUCUUCCACUGGGCCGCACAGGUCGUUUCCCGCCCUCACAGGAAUACGCCAGCAAAGAACGAGCAGCAAACAUCUCGGGUGGUACGUUUCAUUCAACCUCAGGCGACACUGUGCUUGGAACCUCCAGAACUGAAGGCUCGCAGAGUGAGAGACGUGUCCUCCAGGGAGAUGUCUGCCUCUUGCCUCCCUUCAAUCCCCAACACCUCCCUUCCCUCCAGUGUGGGCGUCAGAGAAGGAGGAAAGCUGCUUUUGCACUGUCGAGCUCUUGCAGAUCCUCAUCCUCAGCUUUAUUGGGUCACUCCGUCAGGCUUGAGACUUGGACCUGCACCGGACAACAUGUCGAAGGGAUCAGCAGUUUCUUCCUCCACAGGAUUCAACUCAUCUGCCUCCAGCCGGGCUCAAGGUGAUACCUCCUCCAAACGCUACAUCCUACAACCUGAGGGAACGCUUGAGAUCCCAAAAGUCGCCAGCCGAGAGGCCGGCUUGUACACUUGCAUAGCUGAGAAUUAUCUGGGGGCGGAUACACGCAGUGUUACUGUGACCGUCCACGGUAGGGUGAAGUCAGGAAAGAGGAUGGCGGCUUCCAACCUGAAGGCUCGUUCAUUAGUCAGAGCUAAUUCCAAGAUGGAAGUGGUGGAAGUCGGAGCUCACUUUUCUGUUUUGUCCUGGCAAAACAGGUGCAAUUUCCCCUCCACCCGUUUAUCCUGGCAAGCCAUGAGCUCAGAUGCACAUGCUCCCGCCUACACCACACGCAUCCUCGCAGGCACACGGAGCUUCAACCUGACCCACCUGCAGGCGGAGACAUUCUACAGAGCGUGUUUACAUCUGGGAAGCCGUGAGGGUGCCAAGACCGGCGGCAGCAGAAGCAGAGCGAGCGGGAAACCUCGGUGCGUCUCGUUCAGGACGAACAAGGCAGCGGAGCCUCGGGCAAGCCUGCAGCUCAGCCCAGAGGUGUCGUCUGCCGCAGCGACACUUCUGAUGAUCCUGGCGCUCAUGCUGCUGCUGCUGGCCGGCCAGGGACGGGACAACGGGAAGCACAACCGUGCUCUUUUUCAGGAAAUCCAAAGUCAUAAGGCUGUGAUCAUCGUGCAGAAGACGGUAGGGAGCGACAGGAAACAGCCGAGCGAGAAAGUGUUGUUCCAUCACGACUGCUGAGCUCACCUGGCAAACAAAUCAAGAAUCACAGUGGUGUGGGGAAGAUUUGUUUUUAUUUUAUAUCAAGUAUGUACAGUACAAUUGUGUAUAAUUACCAGCGGUCCUAAAUAAUUCUCCAACCCAAACCUCCGCACUCACAUCAGUGAAUAAAUCAGAGGCUGCGGGUGCGAAAAUCAAAAAGACCGGAUUCCAUCCAGGGACAAAUGAAGAGGAGAGACACUCCGACAUUCUGGGUGUUUGUUACAUUUCCUGUCUAUAAUGUUUCACCGACUGAAUCAAGAUGUAACCGAGCAGAUGAAAAAAUGUCUAUAGAAAAACGACUGCUUGUUAUGGUCUUGUACGUCAAAGUGAUCGAUGCUUAGCACUCAAUGUCUAGGACUGGAUCAUGCGCCACUCUCCGUGUUGCGAUACAGGACUCCUCGCCAAACAUCUUCUUUCAGCAUUCAAGUCAUAUCCAAGUGAUUGUGUCAAAUUCUAUUUUGACCUAUUAUGAAAUAAAU
Messenger RNA from Entelurus aequoreus (snake pipefish), 3502 nucleotides. Its product is annotated as leucine-rich repeat neuronal protein 2-like. Bases 690 to 3002 code for a protein of 770 amino acids. The transcript is spliced from 3 exons. Gene Ontology annotation, molecular function: protein binding. Lineage: Eukaryota; Metazoa; Chordata; Actinopteri; Syngnathiformes; Syngnathidae. Gene Ontology annotation, cellular component: extracellular matrix. The record is from RefSeq and is a predicted model, not a curated record.